Molecule: messenger RNA, 1762 nt
Organism: Somion occarium
Lineage: Eukaryota; Fungi; Basidiomycota; Agaricomycetes; Polyporales; Cerrenaceae
Source: the annotation of a GenBank genome assembly
ACAGCUAGCGGGAGGCCGGGUGCGCCUAAAGGAGGAAGUUGAGGAGGGCCCAGACGAGUUUAGCAUUGUUUGUUCUCGCCACCGAAUAAGGAUAAGAAGGGCGCUGUGACGGAGUCUAUCCCUAUCUCUCUCUCUUCUUCCUCUCUCUCGUCGUCCUCAGGCAAUAGGCCUUGACAGCCCGUCUCUCUCUUGUCUCUAAUACCCACGUAUUGUAUGUCGUCUCUCUUAUUCUGACCUUUUCUUCCUUGUAUUUUCGCAUCGUUGCUUGCAGCGUCAUUGCUGUGUUGAUUUUUCGACGUGUUGAACUUACUCCUAUUCUCUAGCUCACGUUUUUUAGUCAUUCGUAAUGUCUGCCACUGAGACCACCGCCGCUGCCGCUCCCGUUGAGGAGGUCAACAAGCCUACCGAGACCCCCGCCCCUGAGCCCGCAACCGCGCCCGCUGCUGAGGAACCCAAAGUUGAGACUGCUGCCGCUCCUGCCACCGAGGCACCCAAGGAGGAGGCUCAGACUGAGGAGACUCCCGCGCCUGCUGCUGAAACCGCACCCGCCGCUGAGACGACCACCGAGGCUGCCCCAGAGGCGCCCGCUGCUGAGGAGGCUAAGCCUGCUGAGCCCACCGCCGAGUCACCAAAGAGGCCCAAGAGCCCUGGUAUCCUCGCCAAACUUCUCGCUCCUUUCAAGCAUGAAAAGGCCAAGGUCGAGAAGAAGGUGAAGGAAAAGACCGCCGCUAAGAAGACUGAGAAGAAGGAGGGCGAGGCUGAGGAAGCCCCCAAGGAAGAGGAAGCUGCUGCUCCCACUGAGGAGGCUCCCGCUGCUGAAGCCUCCAAGGCCGAGGAGCCUGCUGCCGAGCCUGUGAAGGAGACUGAGACUGCUCCCUCUGCUGAGGCUGCUCCUGCUGAGGCUACUACUGAGCCCGCCGUCGAGCCCACUGCUGAGGCACCCAAGGAAGAGAAGAAGGACGAGAAGAAAGAGGAGGCUAAACCCAAGUCUCCCAAAGUCAGCCGUCGCCUUUCCGCGCGUGUUGGUGAAUUCUUCAAGUCGCGAUCGAAGUCGGAUAUUCCUGUCCCUGCAAAGGUUGAGGAGAAUCCUCCCAAGAUUGAGGAACCCGCCCCUGUUGCUCCCCUGGAAAACCCUGCAGCUGAGGAGUCUGCUACCGAGCAGGCGAAGGAGGAGCACAAGCCUGAAGACCCCAAGGUCGAGGCUCCCCCUGCCGCUCCCGUCGUUGCUGCAACCGCAUAGAUGAACGCUGCCAACCGUUCGGAGCAUUUAUUCACUACUCUAUGAUGACUCUCACGAAUGUCUUCUCUUAAUGUCUUCCUUUUCUCGCGGUCGGAUUCCACGUUACCCCCAUGAUUAUAUGGAUUUCCGCUCCGUUUCGCUACAGGUUACCUCCGUUGUUUCCACACCCCACUUUUGUCCUGUCAGCUAAUGUACGACAUACGGGCCCUCUGGGUUUUUGGUUGUCCUUGUGCGCUAUCCCCACCACGCUCUCUCCCCUACACAAUCUCACCAUCCAUGUCAUCUCGACGACCUAGUGGUCACCCGUUUGUCAUUCUUUCUUAAUUUUCGUUCAUCGAUCCGGUUUGAUUUGAUAGUUGGUAGCAGCUGUUCUUCUAUUGUGGAUGGUGGUUUCUAUCGCAAAUACCCUUCAAUACUCUCUUCGCAAUCGGAUCGUGCUCGUGUGUUCAUUUACAACUUCUGUAAUCAUGUCUGUCGCGUUGGUUUUCUGUUUGAGCGCAAUUGCAUUCGUGAUGAUUCUGU